Molecule: messenger RNA, 375 nt
Organism: Penicillium malachiteum
Lineage: Eukaryota; Fungi; Ascomycota; Eurotiomycetes; Eurotiales; Aspergillaceae
Product: MICOS complex subunit Mic12 family protein
Exons: 2
Coding region: 1-375 (124 amino acids)
Biological process (GO): cristae formation
Cellular component (GO): mitochondrial crista junction; MICOS complex
Source: RefSeq, a predicted model, not a curated record
AUGGGGUUCUUCGCUGGAUUUUUCAGCGGUUUUGCCCUUACUAGCUCGGUCCUGUACAUCACUAUACAAGUCCACCGCACUAACCGGUUGGAACAACGCCGAGUAAUCCGGGAACAAGUUGAUCAGAUCAGCUGGCUCGCCUCCUCCGCUGGCGUAUAUGACCGUCGCUUUGCUCCCGCAGAUGUUCCCCGCCGCAUUGAAGACAGACAUUCCAAGAAGGAGGAGGAGAUUACUAUGAAGGAGGUCUUGAAGCAUCGGUGGAACCAAGAAGUUGAGAAACUCGCCCGGAAGGCGCAUGAGACUCGAUGGGAGGAUAUCAGAGAUACAGCAGUGCAUAGCUGGACAACAGCCAGGGAUCUCUUCAAGAAGGAAUGA